ACCCUUACACUUCCCCCUCCCCUCUAAAACCUAUCCAUCCUCUCACCCUUCCCCUCCUAAGUCCUAACAAAAGCACCUCCCAAACCCCAAAACCCUAAACCCCAAAACCCCAGACCCUUCGUUGAGUUCCUACUUUCUCUCCAAAACACAACCAUUGAAGGGAGCGGCAGAGAUCCGCUUGUUCUCUCCCGGUCUCAUCAACCAUAAACCACCACCAUGACCAUGAGAAGGGCCACCACCCUCGUCGCCUCCACCCUUCUCUCCCGAUCUCAUGGCGCCGCCUCCCGCUGCCUUCUCCAAGUAGCCUUCUACGCCACCGAGACCACCAACGCAUCUUCCGCUGCUCGCCGCCGCUGUUUCUCUCCCAUUCUCCAAUCCCUCGCCGCCACUAGCGCUUCGUCUCGGACGGUUUCCACUGCUGUUGCCGGAGUUAUGGCAUCGGUGUUCGCCGCCGGAGCCAUGGAGGUCUACGCGAAGGAACCACAGCCGCCAGAGGUGGUCCCUAAGGACGUCGUUCUUUAUCAGUACGAGGCGUGCCCUUUCUGCAACAAAGUUAAAGCAUUCUUGGACUACUACGACAUACCCUACAAAGUUAUAGAAGUCAACCCACUUAGUAAGAAAGAGAUUAAAUGGUCUGAUUACAAGAAGGUUCCUAUAUUGAUGGUAGAUGGUGAACAGCUGGUCGACUCAUCAGCUAUUAUUGAUAAAUUGCGUGACAAACUUCAUCCGGAAAAAGUAGCCUCCUCGGGAGAGGAUGAAGAGAAGAAGUGGCGCCAAUGGGUCGAUAAUCACUUGGUGCAUGUCUUAUCACCCAACAUUUAUCGGAAUACAUCAGAGGCCCUCGAGUCAUUUGACUAUAUUACAAGCAAUGGUAAUUUUAGCUUUACAGAAAAGAUUACAGUAAAAUAUGCUGGGGCUGCGGCUAUGUAUUUCGUGUCAAAGAAUCUAAAGAAAAAGUAUAACAUUAUGGAUGAACGUGCAGCCUUGUAUGAAGCUGCAGAAACAUGGGUAAAUGCACUAGAUGGCAGAGAUUUUCUAGGGGGCUCCAAGCCGAAUUUAGGUGACCUUGCGGUCUUUGGGGUGUUGAGACCAAUCCGUUAUUUGAGGUCUGGUCGAGACAUGGUGGAACACACACGUAUCGGAGACUGGUACACAAGAAUGGAGAAUGCUGUGGGAGAGUCUGCAAGAAUAAAGGCCUAAGCUGUAUUCCUGUGGAGUUCAUGGAUGGCUUUCUGCUUCAUUUUGAGUUUGCAGGUUGUGUCACCAAAAUUUAUUUAAUAGAGGGGAGAACAAAGAGCUUGCAGCUAUAUUCUUAAUGCUUGGCCACUAGAAAGCUUGCCGUUGAUGAUAGAUAUUGAAAUGUACCAAUUCUUGCUAAAAAGUCUUUUAUCUUUUGGAAAGUGAAUAAGUUAUUCUUACAGCCGAUAGAUUUGUUUAGCAGUACGGGAAUAAGGAAAUUCAAAAGAUGCAGGUUUUUACCUAGGAAUCCACAUUGUUUAAUGUUAAAGGGUAUUUUAUACAUUUGCCUCGUGAAUAAAUUGUGUGGUUUCAGCAA
This is a messenger RNA of Morus notabilis, 1555 nucleotides long. RefSeq names its product prostaglandin E synthase 2. Gene Ontology annotation, cellular component: mitochondrion. The record is from RefSeq and is a predicted model, not a curated record. The coding region runs from base 217 to 1200 and encodes 327 amino acids. The transcript has 6 exons. Lineage: Eukaryota; Viridiplantae; Streptophyta; Magnoliopsida; Rosales; Moraceae. Gene Ontology annotation, molecular function: prostaglandin-E synthase activity.